GUGCCAUUAGACUGGAGGUAUACACACUGGGCAUAAGCAGUCAAACAGGAGUACGUUCGGAGAGAUCUUCAUGGGACAAAAGCAGCUGACAACUCUCCUCAUGGACACAAAUGCGACUCUCUUCCAAGGCAACCGCAGCAACCUCACCUGUUCCCGAGACAAUGUCGUGAAGACAGUUGUUUUCCCCAUCCUCUACUCCAUCCUGUUCCUGGCGGGGCUGUCACUCAAUGGUCUGGCAAUGUGGGUGUUCUUGCGCAUCCCCUCGCGUUCCCACUUCGUCAUCUACCUCAAGAAUGUCGUGGUCGCCGACGUCGUCAUGACCCUUACGUUCCCUUUCAAGGUGUUAUCAGACUCCAACAUGGCCUCCACUGGACUGCGAAUAUUCGUAUGCCGGGUCUCCUCGGUGCUCUUCUACCUCACCAUGUACAUCAGCAUCCUCUUCUUCGGCCUCAUCAGCAUCGACCGCUGCAGGAAGACCCUGGCACCGUUCAAGGGUACCAACGCCAUCAGGCUCGCCCGCAGGAAGUUCCUCUCCACCGUCGUGUGGGUCGUCCUUCUGGUUCUCUGCCUUCCCAACGUGAUCCUGACCGGUAAGACGCCGCAGUCGCCGUACUUCAAGUGCAGCAAUCUGAAGGACAGCGCUGGACUGUAUUGGCACGAGGUGGUCAACCACGUGUGUCAAGUUAUUUUCUGGGGGAACCUCUUGAUUGUGAUCGUGUGCUACACUCUAAUCACCAAAGAGCUGUACAAGUCCUACUCGCGUACCAAGGCUCGUGGCCCUGAGGGGUGCAGGGCUUCGGGCAAGCAGAAGCAGCAUGCUAAAAGGAAGAUGAACACCAAUGUCUUCCUGGUCCUGGCAGUGUUUUUUGUUUGCUUCGUGCCGUUCCACUUCGCCCGUGUGCCGUACACAUUGAGCCAGACGCGGGGCCUCCUCUUCGACUGUCGACUCAAGCUCUUCUUCUUCCACCUCAAAGAGAGCACUCUCUUCCUGUCAUCCCUCAACUCCCUCCUGGACCCACUCAUCUACUUCUUCCUCUGCAAGUCCUUCAGGACCACCCUUUUCAAGACCCUCAGGCUUCCCCCUGGCACCUGCAGCUGGCUGCUGGAAAGGGGCUCCGACACCGAUUCUAGCAGCACCACCCUCAGAGACUCCUCUCUGUGUGCCAGCGGUGGACCGUCACGGCGGUAAAGCCUUCUCUGCAGAAGCACGGGCCUACAACCUAAAUUCUGAUAUUUGUUCCAUCAAAUUGUAUUAAUUUAUUCCCAGCAGUCUAUUCUCUUCAUUUUAUAGUACUUCUCUUGGCUGCACUGCUUCCAAUAUAUGUAUGUGGACGUUGGAGUUUUUUUUUUUUGGUCUAAUCAGAUUUCAACCUCUCUGUGCUGCCAUGCUAGUCUAAUCUGCCUAGCCAAAUCAAGUCAUUUUUUUAUGAAGCCCUUAAUCACAAAAUAAUCUCAAAGGGAUUCACAGGCCCACAGUUCACAACAAUCAACAUCCCUCAUCUAGACCUAAGGGUCUACUCAGACAAAACUCAUUAAGGUUAAAAAAAAAAGGAAAAAACCUCGAGAAGGGAUCACAGAUGGAAUGAUCACCCUUCCAGGAUGACCAGGCUGCAAUGGAUGCCGAGUGGGCAACGUCUAUCAUGCUAUUUGAUGCUGUUCAAUGUAAGGAAAAACUGCACAAGAGUCAAUUUAGCGCCAAUUGCUACAGUAACAGCCUCACUUUGAUCAUUGACACCUAUCCCCCUCUCCGAGGAGGACAAGGGGGUGGGGGAGCAGCAGUAAAACAGGCCAAACUCUAGAUGUCAGUGGAUGAGGUAUGCCAAGAGACUAGAGUAGUUGCGUAUUGGGUGCAGUUUAACCAAAUUUGAGAGUGUGGAAAUAAGUCUCAAGUCAAGGGCCUUCAGAAUCAGUAAUGCCGGUCAAUGUAACUUAAAGGUCCUAAAUUUUACCAAACCAAGUUUUAUGUGUACAGAUGAUGUACGUUCAGUUGAGUGGUGUUAUAUUAUGUUUUUGUGUAGUAUUGGUGGUUUGUGAAAUGUGAUAUUGGCAGUAUUAAGAGGUGAAUUAAGUCAGGUAAGUCCCUAUUGAAGGCCCAGGUGCCAAAUAUAUAGCCUGCAACUGGACAUCAACCUGGACAGUAUAGACAAGCAACCAUUCACACUUAUAUUCACACCAAUUGACAAUUUAGAGUCUUCACUGAACCAAACAAGCAUAUUUCUGGAAUGUGGGAGGAGGUUGGCGUACCUAAUGAAACCACAAAAGAGAACUGUGAAAUGUGCAAACAACUCAUCCACUGUCCUUGCCCUUAGUGAAAUGAUAUUUUAAAUAUGCACAUCGGUACUACACACACACAUACAAACACACUCAUACAUUGUAAGCAUUGACAUAAGCUUAAAACCAAUGACAUUGCAUUGAAUAAAUGGUCCUACUAUUGCACUAUGUUGACUGUUCAGCAUUAAAUGUGAUUUGUGUUUUUUGUACUUCACAGCCUGUUUCUUGUACUAAUUGUUGUUGUCUUUGUAUCUCUGCUAUUUUAAUUGAUGUUGUAGCUUUUGAUUGAUCUUGGUGUAAAA
Messenger RNA from Phycodurus eques (leafy seadragon), 2573 nucleotides. It is a transcript of the gene p2ry12, whose product is annotated as purinergic receptor P2Y12. The transcript has 3 exons. The record is from RefSeq and is a predicted model, not a curated record. Gene Ontology annotation, cellular component: membrane. Gene Ontology annotation, biological process: G protein-coupled receptor signaling pathway. Lineage: Eukaryota; Metazoa; Chordata; Actinopteri; Syngnathiformes; Syngnathidae. Bases 71 to 1189 code for a protein of 372 amino acids. Gene Ontology annotation, molecular function: G protein-coupled purinergic nucleotide receptor activity.